AUGUCUUUUGGAUGGUCAGCUGGUGAUGUAGUUGUAGCCGUACAGAUUCUCUGUCGUGUCGGCAUAGCCUUGUCAGAAACUCAUGGCGCAAAAGCACAAGUCAAGGAAGACAUGGCAUUCUUGGAACAUCUCGAGAAAACAUUACAGAAUGUCAACAAGGCUGUUGGUAAUGGUCUUACAUCUACCGGUCUUCAAGGCAAGGUUGAUGCGAUUCACCAACCACUUCUCAAAACCAAAUCCAAGAUACUGUCUUACAUGGAACUGACUCAAGACGGUAAGGGGGAUGCGGUUGAUUUUGCCGUCCGUUCUUUGAAAAAGAUCAUUUAUUGCGAGUACUUUUCCAAACAAGUUGGGAAGCUGAAGGAGAAGAUAGCAAUACCGCUACAAGGAAUCCAAUUGGAGUUGGCAAUGUUGAAUCUCGGACGUCUACAGUUUACCCAGGAGACGCUGGAGAAAGGAUUCGCAAGCACUAAACAGUUCCACGACAAGGAGUUGUUGCAUAAGAUUAAGGCGUGGCUACAACCAGUGUCCACGGUCCAAGAUACAUACAACACAAACAUCACUAGCCUGCUCCCAGGGACCUGCGAAUGGUUGUUCCAGAAGGAAGAGUACGUCGAUUGGUACAGUCAGUUUCCCAAGAAAACCUCGCCAUUGCUGUGGAUUUCUGGCAUUCCAGGAGCAGGCAAGACGACUCUGGCAGCAAAGAUUAUCCAGAGACUCGGCCAAGACGGGCAAACGGUAUGUUAUUUUUUCUCCAAAGGAUCAGCCCAGCGGUCUGAUGUCAGAAAAAUUCUUACUACACUCUGUUGGGAGCUGCUCAACCAAUUCUCGGAAGAUGGCGAGUUCCUGCAAGAGGCCUACUACAAAGGUGGUGAGCCGACCGAAACGGACAUGAAGGAUUGCCUCAGCCUCAUUUGCGAAAAACGGAAUGCGGUGAUACUUGUAGACGGCUUGGACGAGUGUACUCUGGAUACGCGAAAAAACCUCUGUGCUCUCUUGGUAACUUUGGUUGCUCACUCCAACGUUGUUGUAAUCAGCCGCGAGCUCGAAGACAUUAAACAAGGCUUGGCUAAAAUACCGAACCACCUCGGACUGGUACACAUCAACAUAUCCGAGUCUGACACAAGAGAUGAUCUCAAAAAGGUCAUAGAGAAAGAGACCCAACGACUGGGUUUAUCUGCCGAAGAGACGAAGAAAGAAAUCACCCGCAGGUUGCAGAUUGGAUGCAAGGGAAUGUUUCAAUGGGCGACGGAAAUGAUCAAAUACUUGAUCGACAGCGAAUGCAUGUAUGACGACGAAUACUUGACUAAGACGGACGACAUGCCAACGGGCUUACACGAUCUCUACACCAAGAUUCUCCACCAUAUUCACAAAGGAAAAACUCAAAAAGUCGUGCGCAUCUCGAUGAGCUUGUUGUGCUGGGUGGCUUUUUCUCGCAGAGCGCUGUCUCUUGCGGAGACAGCGAUGAUGCUUCGGAUUAGAAAUGGCAUGCAGGAACACGGAAAGAUUACCGCAGCUGAACCUGCUGUAUGGAGACAGAAGAUCAGCAGCUUUUGUGGGUCGUUGGUCCGCUUCGUCCAGCGAGAAGGAAACGACGUGGUAAUUCUUGCGCAUGCAUCUGUAAAAGAGUUUCUUCUCGGGCUCACAGACUACGAAAGAACCGAUACCACGACUCAAAAGGAGGCUAAGAUUGAAGCUGAGCUCGCCGAGACUUUGUCUCAAUUAUCUCUCCUUUGCAGAUAUUGA
Exserohilum turcica Et28A is the source of this 1746-nucleotide messenger RNA. RefSeq lists its product as uncharacterized. Lineage: Eukaryota; Fungi; Ascomycota; Dothideomycetes; Pleosporales; Pleosporaceae. The transcript has a single exon. The record is from RefSeq and is a predicted model, not a curated record. The coding region runs from base 1 to 1746 and encodes 581 amino acids.